Dreissena polymorpha is the source of this 3906-nucleotide messenger RNA. RefSeq lists its product as uncharacterized. The transcript is spliced from 2 exons. Bases 916 to 1587 code for a protein of 223 amino acids. Lineage: Eukaryota; Metazoa; Mollusca; Bivalvia; Myida; Dreissenidae. The record is from RefSeq and is a predicted model, not a curated record.
UAUGCAAGUUCAAUUGAAUAUAUACCUCUCUUGGAUUGUUUGCAGUUUGGUAUAAUCCAUUUAUUUAAGUGUUUCGACACAUGUUAAUGACGAAACCUGGAGUGAAAAUAAAUUGCGAUAUAACAAUUGUCUCCGAUGUGUCUAUCAAAAAUGCUGUACCAGAUAGAUUUGAUGUGGAUUGGAUUACGCAUGUGAUAAUGAGCAUUCAGUGAAGUACCCAUGGAUAACAGCAAUAACGGGGAAACGCAAAACGCGCCAUUUCAUUUGAACAAUUUCGUGUAUGCCGUUGAACAAAAGUUUCAUUACAUCUACCAUUUUAAUAAAUGUGUGGUAAAAUAAGUAUACACCAGCAUAUGUAUAAUGUCUAAGGAAUGAAAAAAUGCUGACAUUCGUAUCUUCAUCCGACCGACGAUUAAAACCUUAUGGCUUAAAUUGAUAAAGUAAUAUUUUGCAUAAAACUCUUUUUUAAGAGACUCUGUUGCACGAAGCUACGCAACUUAAGACACACGUUUGUUUUCCGAAUAUUAUGACGACUAAAUAUUAUUAUAAUUAACAAUAACAAAUCGUCGAAAAAUCAAUGAAAAAAUCAAAUUUGUAAAACGUUUAAUGUAUGAAGUCUUUUGAGACGUCUAAACAAAAAGAACACAGCUUCAAAUAGCAUUAAUAUUCUCUAAUGACAUUUCAUAAGACAAGCAUGAGAAUUUCAAAAGUUUAAUUAUCUCUUGAAGCUACACUUGAACGUUUUACAGACAAAAUAAUAGCUCAAUAAUUAAGGAAGAUAGAUUGAUCGUUUAAGAAAUGAAAAGUGAUAAAAUAAUCUUUCAAAAAUGGAAUAGAAUGUAAUGAUCAUUUCAAUUUGCUUAACAAAACAACAAUCGUUUAAAAAUGGAAAAAAUGCGAAAUUCUUAAAAAAAAAUGAUUCCAGCCGAAAUUUAUGUUCAAGCAAUGGAUUCGGAGUUGGAUAUAAACAUGCGUGCUAUUGAGCUGCUUAAUGCAAUUAAAUCGGCGGUUCAACAAAAAAGGUCAAAACGUUCUUUCAAGCUGCCAAAUAUUAAAAUAAACAAGCAUCGUCCUAGAUUGAUCAUCAAGGGAAAUAACAACUGGCAUCAGCAGAGCAUGUAUUCAGAAGACGAGGGCAAUUUUCCAGACAACAUCAUAGAAACAGUUGCGCGCGCAAACACGAUCGCCACAGAUCAUGCGCAAGUCUUACCGGAAAUCCGUGCGGCGCCAUGUCAAAUCUACACCAAACGACAGGAAAAUGGCAGAGCUUUAAACACAGACAUUCCUUCCCCUCGACGACAAAAACAUUCGCAGUUAACACAUCAAGCAAAUAACACAUCUAGUCAACAAACGCAAGGAGAUGAUAAGACUAUUAAUGUGAGACUACCAGAACAAUUUUCGACCAAACCGCCGCCGAUGUUGCCUAAAAAAAUGUCGUCAAAGGAGUUUGUUAAGACAUGGCUAGUUCACGGAUCUGAUCCACAGGGAAACAAUCAUUUCCCGGAAAUAAUCCCGAAUCCUAUUAAGACUAGGAAAAGUAAAUCAAAAUCAAAAUCCAGAAUUGCUAAAGCCAGUAUUGUGGACUAAGAAGUAACAGUCUUGUUGCGUACUGUAUAUUGCUUUAAUCUAGACGCAAUUGAGGAAUUGUCUAUAUAUGUUAUUUAUCUUUUAUCAGUUGAUUAGUGAAAAAAAAUGCACAUUUUACUCCAGGCAAUUCUUUUCGGGGGGUAGGUUAAUUAUAAUAGCCGCUUUGUCCGUUCGCACGUCUCGUUUUCUUGUCCAACCUUUCUCCAAUAAACCAUUAGCCAGUACCUGAAGAGACUGUAUGGAAAGAUUAAUAACAAAGAGGUAUGCAUUUAACAAGAAUGUUCUGCUUCCAUGAUUUUCAUCGGACUAGUCCAGUUUUCAAAUGCGUUGAAAAUGUAAUUCUUUCUCGGACUAUUUUCUGGCCAAAGUCAUUAACAUUUAAGCUUCGCUCUGGGCAAACGGUACAAAAAGGCAUGUAUUACUGUCGUGCCAGAUAAGCGUGCGAAGUCCGCAUAGGCUUAUCAGGGACGAUUCUCUCCACCAUCGUUUAAACGAAAAAUGCCAUAAAAGUUGAGUGUCGCGAAAGUAUUAAUCCCAGUUUCCCCGACACCUAUGCUCAUUUUAUGAAAAACAUCCCAAUCAAAAUGCCACUGAAACAUAACGUCCUAGAUGUAUGCACUACUUUUUCCUCUUGGCAAUAAAAUGUUACGUAGUCGCAAUAGAGCCCCAUAACUCAGUACCAAUUUUAUUGAGGCAAAACAGGCUUGUACAAGGGACAUAUUUGUCACAAGACCAGGUUUUCAAUUUGAAAAAAAACUGAUAAAGGGAGACAAUUCAAAAUGUGCAUUGUUACUUAGUGUUCCUAGUUACCCCCCUUGUGUCAAAUUCAAUAUAUUUUUAGUCGUAGAGACCUUGAUUUCGAACGAACCAUAAAAUCCCAACAAUAGGCGCCAGGGCUUGUGAAAGUUUCAUUGAAAUCCGUUGAGAAAUGAAGGAGGAGUUGCGCUCGGAAGAAUUCUUCCGCCCGCCCGCUCGCCGACAUUCACAAAUCUAAUAACCAGUUUUUUCAUCCGGAAAACCUGGUUAAAAAUGCCCGGUUCCUCUUGGUAAUGAAACUUUAAAUUAAAUGUAAUUGAAUUCAAGCCGAUAGUGAAACAACCUGAUCGCAAAUGGUCAAUUAUGAAUUAUGUACGUGUUUAAGAAAUCUUUUAAGUCCUGUCGCUCUGAAAAAAAAAAUUCAAGUGGAACUUACUUUAAAUAUGGGUCAUAAUGCUUCCCAACAAGGUUUGUUGAUUUAAAGCCAAAAGUCGCUGGAAAAUAGAAGCGCAGACGGACAACAAGACAUCCAUAUGCUCACCACCAUAUGGGUCGCGUUCUGAGAAAACUGGGCAUAAUGCACGUGCGUAAAGGGUCGUCCCAGAUUUGCCUGUGCAGUCCGCUAAUCAGGGACGACACUUUCCGCAUAAACUGGAUUUUUGCUAAGAGACUUCAUUUAAACGAAAAAUGUCAUAAAAGCGGAAAGUGUCGUCCCUGAUUAGCCUGUGCAGACUGCACAGACUAAUCUGGGACGACACUUUACGCAUAUGCAUUAUGCCCAGUUUUCUCAGAACGCGACUCAUAUGAACCUCGUUGUGAAAAAACUGAGCUGCAUGCAUGUGCUUAGUUUCGUCCCAGAUUAGACUGUAAAGUCCUCACAGGCUAAUCAGGGAUAAAACUGUCCACAUACACUGGAUUUUCGUUGAGAGAAUUCCUUUAGUCUAAAAAUUUCAUAAAAGCGGUAAGUGACGUCCUUGAUAAGCCUGUGUGGACUUCACAGGCUGAUGUGGGACGACACUUAACGUGCAUGAAUUAAUCCCAAUUCUUGAAUAAGGAGGCUCACUUUUUGGAACAUAAUAUAAAUAACUAAUAAUUACACAUGUUAAUUGUAUAUUAGUUAUAUACAACAAAACAAAAUGUUUUUUGUGUUUAAUAUGAAUAGUAUGAUUUAAUAAAUCAAUAUAUUACUUUCUUCACAAAAAUAUAGCCGAUUCCAAUCUAGACAAUGUUCUUUUUUCAAACAUGUUGCAUACAUACAUUUUGGCAUGCACAAUACAGUUUAGUUUAUAUUGAAUGCCUCUUUUAAUCCACUGCAGCGCCAGCAUCUCCAGCUUUAUCCAUCUUCUGCUGAACCACAGCAGCGGUUCUGUCGACAGAUAACGGGAUGUCGUAUCUUCGGCAAUCUCAGUAUCACCCUCGGGCCAUCCAUCUUCAUGUCCGUGAUAUCUGCUACCCAUUUACGCUGCUGUUCAGCCUCCAAUCCACAGGCUGCCAUCAGAUUUCGCUCAGGAAUCAUGUAAUAUGGCAGAUGGUAAAUAUGGUAAAUGAUAUUGGAGUUCGGAG